This is a messenger RNA of Centropristis striata (black sea bass), 3163 nucleotides long. RefSeq names its product leucine-rich repeats and calponin homology (CH) domain containing 4 (gene lrch4). Lineage: Eukaryota; Metazoa; Chordata; Actinopteri; Perciformes; Serranidae. The record is from RefSeq and is a predicted model, not a curated record. Bases 210 to 2375 code for a protein of 721 amino acids. The transcript is spliced from 18 exons. Gene Ontology annotation, molecular function: protein binding.
GUAUCGCUCUCGUUUACUAGUGGAAACGAUAGCUCCCGUUGUGUGAGAGUACAAUCACAAUGUGCCCAGCCAGCUGCUUCUUCUCGGAUUUAAUGUACUUUUAAAGAAGUUUACAGGAAGUAAACUGUACUUGGGGGUUUCGAACACGGGUUUUUGAAAGUAGCGUGGACGCUCCCAGCCCAGUCGAGGGGAGGUAGACCUGUCCGUUGAUGGCUGCUGGGGAUGGAGCCCAGCUUCCUGCCACAGUAGCGGCCAGCCGGAGCGUGGAGAAGGCGCUCGAGGAAGCUGCCGCGAGCGGGGCUCUUAACUUGUCCAACCGAAAGCUGAAGGAGUUCCCCCGGAGCGCGAGGAACUACGACCUGUCCGACAUUACACACGCAGAUCUGUCCAAGAACCGCCUGUGUGAGUUGCCGGAAGAUCUUUGUCAGUUCAUCUCUCUGGAGACCCUGAGCCUUUAUCACAAUGGGAUGCGUUCACUGUCCUCCAGCCUGGGCAACCUCCAGGCCCUCACCUACCUCAACCUCAGUCGUAAUCUUCUGUCCAGUUUACCCCCCUCGGUGUUUCAGCUUCCCCUGCUGCGAGUUCUCAUAGUCAGCAACAACAAGCUGUGUUCACUGCCCGCCUCCAUAUACUCCCUCACACACCUCCGACAGCUGGAUGUAAGCUGUAAUGAGCUGCAGUGUUUGCCUGCAGAGCUUGGCCAGCUAGAGUGUCUGAGGGACUUAAACUUGCGGAGGAACCAGCUCACCACUUUGCCUGAAGAAAUAUCUGAGCUCCCGCUUGUCCGGCUUGAUGUGUCCUGCAACCGCAUUUCCCAUGUGCCCCUGUGCUACCGCCAUCUCCGACAUCUCCAGAGCAUUUUGCUCGACAACAACCCGCUGCAAAUGCCACCUGCACAGAUCUGCUCCAAGGGCAAAUACCACAUCUUCAAGUACCUCAACAUGGAAGCCUGCAAAAGGAGCCAGGAGGAGCUGGAGAGACACCUGAGGCCCACUGGGUUCAACAGCUGUCUGUCAGACCAGGAGCUGUUCACAGGUCAGUUUGGAGGGCUAGAUUCUGGCUUUAACAGUGUGGACAGCGGCAGCAAACGGUGGUCUGGGAAUGAGUCAGCAGAUGACUUCUCAGAGCGUUCCCUCCGUAUGGCUGAGGUCAGCAGAGACCAGAGGAACCUGGAGGAGGAGGAGGAAGAGGAAGAUGGAUCUCAUCUGAAAGCUAACAAAGUGAAUGGGGAGGCUGAGCAUGUGGACUUCAUGGACAGCAGCGUGACAGAGGAAGAGGAGGAUGAGAUCCGGAUGGAUCCACCCACACCUCCUCUCACAGCCCCAACGGAGGAGAAGGAGGGCUCUUCAUCAUCCCAAACCCAGGACUCAACAACUUGCAGGUCCAGCCUCCAUGUGGAGGUGGGCCCGCCAUCAUCGGCCACCUCCUCUCCGCUGUCCCCCUCCAGCCCCACGCUGGAGGAGCGCAGGAGGCCGGGCACCCUGUUCAUCUGGCAGGAGAGAGAGCGUCUGCAGCAGCAGCAGCAGAGAGAGAAGGCCAGUUUGCUGAAGUCAUCCUCCAAAACAGGAAGUCAUGUGGCCACUGCACCACAGACAGGAAGUAUCUCAGCUGGUGGAUCUCCAGAGAACAGCAGCUCUCAGUCAGGUCUGCGGCAGCGAUGUGCAAGCGCCGAUCAGAUGAGCAGAGUGUCUCCUUCACUUAUACAGCGCUCCAACAGCAGAACAGAUGUUCCUUCCUCCCCAAAGACCUCCCCCCCGCCCGGUCAGGCCCAGAGACCCAACAGUUUCCUGUUCCGCGCCACCUCCCGCAGCAACGUCAAACCCACAGGUGCAGUCUUUACUCUCGGGGAGUCCGGCAGAAGUGAGUCUCGCACAAUGCUGCGUUCUCCUAAAGAGGAGAGAGCAGAAAUUACACAACUACGCAAGACUCUGGAGUCUCGGCUGAAGAUCACUCUACCGGAGGAUCUGGGCGAGGCCUUAUCCAAUGGCACCGUCCUCUGCCAGCUGGCCAAUCAGAUUCGACCACGCUCCGUGGCAAUCAUCCACAUUCCCUCUCCAGCAGUGCCAAAACUGAGCUCAGCAAAGUGUCGACUCAACGUGGAAAACUUUAUUGCUGCUUGUCGCAAGCUGGGAGUCCCCGAGACGGACAUGUGUCUGUACUCUGAUGUGCUUCUGUGUAAGCUGUCUGCUGUGCUGCGCUGUGUGGCGGCCCUGCUGGCUGCUGAGGGGGGACAGAUGACGGAGGACCAGCUUCCUUGUCUUUCCUCACCUUCGUCAUCGUCGUCAUCGUCCUCGCUGCUGUCCACAGAUUUCCUGCUCUUCUACUGUGCGGCCAUGGCCCUUCUCUACGUCCUCUACUGCUACCUGCUCACCUAGAGAAGCCACGCGCACAGCUUUUUAUAUUCACGUGACUGUCGAACUGCUCUACAGGCUAACCGAACACACACAGACACACACAGUCACAGUUGGAGAGUGUGAAGCCAACAUUCACAGCUGUUCACACAGUUGUCAUCUGCAGUGUGUGUGUGUUUCCAUAUAGCCGUAUAGAGCAGGCAGCCGAGCACCUUUACCAAACCCAAUACACUACAGCACACUGGAGCUUCAGCUCGUCAUUUAGAAAGCACUACACUGACACUGUUACUGGACAAAUACUACAUGAGAGCAGGUGAAGAGGGAAAUGCCUUAGCCUAGUUUAGCCUUCACCCUGAAACGCACAGCAUGCAUGGAGGAGUUUUGUGGUAAACUGAGGAAGAGCUUCUCCGCACCAUGAAACUAUCUGAUUGGCUGAAACACAAAUGAGCAAAAGGAGCCACGCCCUUCAUUCCUUCUAUUCACUGGUAGAUCAAGAGCUGCUGGUCGUAACGCUCCGUGGGUUCAUUAUAACAACUCACCCAUCCCGCACUUUUUGAUUCGACCCAUUAAUAGUAUAUCAGAGGCUUCAUUUUCGUUUGUCCGUCACCAGAAAUACAACUUGGACUUUUUAAGCUCUGGUCAUUUACUGGUUAUGAUUAUAUUGUACUCACCAUGUACAUAGCUGAGAUCAGGGAACAUCACUAAAAACAAGUCCCGCUCAGUCAAUCAGAUGAUGUCAGUUUGAAUUUUGAAAGUAUAAAGCAGCAAAAAGAAAAACUGUUAAUAAAAUGACCUUAAGACCAACUUCCCUA